Molecule: messenger RNA, 3077 nt
Organism: Dimorphilus gyrociliatus
Lineage: Eukaryota; Metazoa; Annelida; Polychaeta; Dinophilidae
Source: the annotation of a GenBank genome assembly
GAAAACAUAACAAACAUUUUCUUUCCAAUAAAAGAUCUAGAUUUCAACAAUAUGAUUUUGCUUUUAGUGUAAACCGAAUAAUAGGAAAAGCAAAUCUCUUCUUCAAGAAAAUCCAACAAAAUGAAUGAAUCAUUUGAUAAGCUAUAAGAAUGAGAUCUAUUGACAUUGACUGCUUCGGAGAGAAGGUAGUAAUGUUGGUAAAACUUUUCGUUUUGUUUUGUGCCGUCUUCAUUUACGAAGCAAAAGUUCCUCUGAAGCAAAAUAAGUAUGAAGGACUUACCGUGCAUAUAAGAUCAGAUAUUGAUGAAUCUGAUGCUAAAAAUGUCAUCGAUAACCUUAAAUGGCUAUUAACGAAUAGCUCUGAAGCUCUCUUCAAAGCUACUAACAGAAGAGGCUACAUUGAAAAUGUCAAUAUUAUAAUACCAGAAAAUUGGACAUCGAUUAGUUCUACGAAAGUUACUAAUCAAAUACCUGUAGAAAGCAUUAUUGUGACUGAAAAACCCAAUGCUCAAUACGGACAUAAUCCAUACGUGCUAAAUUUGGAAGAAUGCGGUGAACCUGGUGAAUACAUACACUUUACUCGCAAAUUCCUAGUAGGAGAUAAAAGUACCUUUGGAAAACCACAAGCGUUUAUGCUUCAUUUAUUUGGUCAUCUUUUAUAUGGUCUUCGAGAUGAAUUCGGAAAUGCUUUCGAUCAAUCAGAGGCAUAUUAUGUUAAUGCUGGAAACAAAGUUGAGGCAAUCAGAUGUAGCAAGAGUAUUCUAGUUGAAACGAUUGAUAGUAAAGGCAAAGAGUGUCAAGUGACAGAUAAAUGUCUAAAAGUUCCAGAAAACUGCAAACUUAAGAUAAAGGCAGAUGAUUCGGCAAGCGCGAUGUAUUAUCCAUUUAGUGGGGCUACGAAAUUUUGUGAUGAUUCUGAAGACAUUCCAGAAAAUGAAAGACAUAAUUCAGAUGCUCCAACACCUCAAAACUAUUUCUGUGAUGGAAAAAGUGCUUGGGAGGUUUUGAGGGAAUCGGAUGAUUUUAGAAACGGCAACAAUCCACCAAUUGCUCAACAAGGAAAUAUCAAUUUGAGGCCAAAUUUCCAUUUUUACCGAGAAACUUCAGACACCCUAAAUAUUGUACUGGUUCUUGAUGUUUCAGGCAGUAUGGAUAAAAUACCAGAUGGGGGCGUAAAUCCCCUACGACAGAUUGUAUAUUCAGCCUGCAUCGAGUACAUAACUGAUUAUGUCGUUCCUGGUGAUCGCAUUGGUAUUGUACGAUUUAAUAAUCGCCACAGAGUCUUACAGAGUUUAAUAACUGUAACAAGUGCGAAUAAACCAGGAAUCCUAGAGAAGGUUCCUAAUUAUGCCUCUGGUGGAACUUCCAUCAUGUAUGGAGUAAAAGGCGGAGUAGAGACUUUACGUGAUGCUGCUCGGGGAGGUAUUUUAAUACUCAUGACAGAUGGAGAAUCCGACGAUGACGACUUACAACGAGCGAAAGAAAUUGCCUACGAUUCAGGCGUCACUGUUUACAGCAUCAUGUUAACAAGACAUGCAACUCCUUUUCUAAAGGCUAUAGCAGAUGCAACAGGUGGACAAACGUUUUUUACAACUGCACAAACAGUAUCCAAUAAUGAACAAUCAGUUUCCGAAGUUUUACGUAGCAUUGGAAAUAUUCAAGAAGGUCUUCGCUCAAGAAAAAAUUCAAAUAGUCAGAAAGAUAUAGCAACACAAGUUGCAAAGAACGUUGUACAUAUCUUACCUAAUCAGAAGCAGACAACCCAAUUUUGGAUUGAUGAGUAUUCUGUCAGCUUCUCCCUUAUUAUAGCUACGCUGGUUGAUCCUAAUAAUAUUCAAAUUGAGCUAAAAUCGCCGAAUGGAGAUCAAAUCAAUAUCAAAAACUUUACCAAAAUUGACUCCAUAGCUAAUACUAUAAAGAUAACAGUUUCAGCUACUGAAGGAAAAUGGACAUACACCGUGUCAAGUCAAUCCGGAAGUGUUGAAACUAGAAUAAACGUUGAUAUAAUAUCCUACACUAAUAGUCAAAGUUCUCAAAUUUCCUUCUCAGGAAAAUUUAAAACCACUUCCUUCGACUUUAGCAGAAAUACCGAAGCUGUAAAGAUCGAAUCAAAGUUAUUGGUUGGAGAUUAUGCAAUAGAAAACGCUAAAGUUGUAGCACAAGUAUUCUUCACCGGUAUUCUUGUUGAAGAAAUUCAAUUGAAUGAUAAAGGUAUUGGUGCCGACGUGUUUGCUAAUGAUGGAAUAUAUUCUGGAUUCUUUUCCAAUAUUACCGGCAAUGGAAGAUAUACUGCAAGAUAUAUCGCCGUUAAUUAUGAAUCAAAGGCCUUCUUCUCUACAUCAGAAAAAUCAGAUGGAAUAAGUGACCAAUCUGAUGGCUGCUCCCCGCCAUCGUCAAAGAUAACAUUUUUAAAACCAUUUGAAAGGAUAACAGCUGGAAAUUUUCUGGAUGUUGUAAACUUUACAAGUGAAGUAGACUAUUUUCCACCAAGUAAAGUUAAAGAUCUAAAAUUUACUGGUGUAAAUUGGGACAAGGAUCUCAUAUUAUUCGAAUGGACAGCUGUAGGUGACGACUGGAAUUUUGGAUUGGCAAGAAAAUAUGAUUUCCGAAAAUCAUCAACGUCAAAGUCUCUAAGAAAGUCGUUUAAUUCGACGAUGGUAAUUGAAGGUAUAGAGACAUUCGUACCGAAGGAAUCAGGCGAAAAAGAGAAAUUUGAAAUGAAAAUGAUAGAGAAAUGCUCAGACAAUUUUUUCGUUGGACUCACAGUUAUUGAUGAUGUUGGUCAUACAAGUAAACUGUCAAACGUAAUAUCAGUUUCUUAUAAAAGACCAAAAUGUGGUAAUUAUGGUAAUACUAUUAACGUUGAAGUAGCACCUUUGGUUAUCAUACUACUAUCUUAUUCCUUACUAUAUUACAACAUAUAACACUUCUUCCCUGCUCUAAUAUUUUUUUACUAUUAAACUAAGAGAACUAACGAUAAAGCACUUGUAGGAAAAGUACAAUAUUAAAAACUAAAGAAAAUUUAUGUCUAAUGUCAAAUACUUUAAAGCAAUACAAUUGAUAUUUUCUUUGCCUAA